Molecule: messenger RNA, 5917 nt
Organism: Trametes versicolor FP-101664 SS1
Lineage: Eukaryota; Fungi; Basidiomycota; Agaricomycetes; Polyporales; Polyporaceae
Product: tetratricopeptide repeat domain 27
Exons: 13
Coding region: 1-2613 (870 amino acids)
Molecular function (GO): protein binding
Source: RefSeq, a predicted model, not a curated record
AUGGGCUUGGAUGUCCGCGCUAUCGAACACGCCCUGCUCACAGGGAAAUGGGAUGACCGUCUCUCGGCCUCCGAGGACGCGCCCGUCGUAAAAUUCGCGCACAACGUGGAUGAACUCCUCCGCUUGGUCUGCGCCGUCGCGUGCCUGCACGCAUUUCUCCAGGUCAACUGGACGGGCCCCGAUCUCGACAUCAAGCCGCUAGACAUCCUCGCCCUCAACCCCGAACUUUCUCAGGUGGUCAACGAGGAUCUGCUCCAUCAAAAGACUGUUGCGGAGCUCGCUUACGGCGGCGAGCCAGCGUACCAUCUCGCCAAAGCACCGCUCUUCCUGCUGCUUGCGAAGCUUCUCUUGGACACAUCCUUCCAGCACAUAGAAUCUGCACCGUGGUGGAGGCUGCGAACAUGGCGCGUUCAUCAGCAGGUGCUGGACGAGCCCGUUGCCAUCCCCUCGGACGUAAUGGAGUCCGUCGUGCCCCUGUUAGACUCGUUCGCCACCGAGCCUGACAUCGCCGGCCGCCUAUUGCUGGAGCAAGGCUUACUCGAACACUACGUAGGCCAUGACAAAUCGGCAGCAGACUAUUUUGUGCGGGCCGCGCGGGCGACGCAACUCGAGUACGAGCUUACCGGUGCACUGGGCAAGCGCACGAAAUUCCAGCAGACGGAGCUCACGCAGCUCAUCCUCCUCGCCGAGUCGCGAAAACGGGGUGACGGCGACGGCGACGGCGCUGAUGCCAAUUUGGAGACGGGCGGGGCGACACACGAAGGGGGUGACUCCACUACGGGCACCGCUGGGCCCUCCCCUCCCGAUGCGGCAAUUCCUGCGAUCCCUGAAACACUCGCACUUAACGACGACACCCUAUUAGAGCAGACGGCGUUCACGUCCUCAUCAACCGCAGGGACGCCCGGCUCCCGCCUCAGCCACAUCGACCCUGCCUCGCAGCCUGCGCUGCACCCGCUCGACCAGUCCAUCCUCCUCGCCCUCUGCCUCAAUGUCAAAAACCUCUCGCCCGCGCACGGUCUCACGACCGAGCAAAUGGCGCCGUACGUCGCACGCGUGCUCUCCCAUCCGCGCAACUGGUCGGUGCACACGAUGGCCCUUCUCCUGCGCUCGCGCCUGGAGGCGCAUCGCACGCGCACGGUCGAGCGCGCCACGCUGCAGCUCCAGGCACUCGUCGACCAGAUGCCGACCGCGGACUCGCCGCUCGCCGAACGCCUCCUGCUCAUCCACGCGAUCGUGCUGCCGAGCCGGUGGGAGAUGGAGCGCGAGCUCGCGCUGCGCUUCCUCUCGAUCGGCGUCGUCAAGUCCGCGCUCGAGAUUUUCGAGCGGCUCGAGAUGUGGGAGGAGGUCGUGCGCUGCUGGCAGUCGAUGGAGCGCACGGACAAGGCCGUGUCCAUCGUCCGCGACCUGCUCGAGGGCCGCAAGGCGGAGGCGGACACGGUCAUCGCCCGCGGCAAGGCCGCCUUCUCCGCCACGCGCAUGCAGGUCCGCGACGCCACGCGGGAGGCGAAGCUCUGGUGUCUGUUGGGAGACCUCGAGCCCGAGCGUGGGCUCGAGCAUUACACUCGUGCCUGGGAAGUAUCGAAGGCGUCCUCGGGACGGGCUAUGCGUUCCCUCGGCGGGUACUACUUCGCGCGGGGGAACUACCCAGACGCGGUCACCUGCCUCCGCCGCGCUGUCGCCAUCAACCCCCUCCUCAGCCGGUCGUGGUUCGUGCUUGGGUGCGCGCUGGUGCGGCAGGAGGAUUGGGAGGGCGCCCGGGACGCGUUCGUCCGCUGUGUGACCAUCGACGACGAGGACGGCGAGAGCUGGAACAAUCUGGCGAGCAUGUACCUGCGAAUGGGCGAGGCUGGGAAGACCGCAGCAGAAAACGCCGCCCGGGAAGGCCGCCCGGAAGAUGCGGAGAAGCGGAUCCCGUUCUCGAACAAGCUUCUCGCCUUCCGCGCGCUGAAGCAGGGCCUCAAGUACGCCUACGACAACUGGCGCAUGUGGACGAACUACAUGAUCGUCGCCGUCGACGUCGGCGAGUUCUCCGAGGCGUGCCGUGCGCUCACGCGCGUGGUCGAGCACCGGGCCGCCAAGGACGGCGCCGCGUGCGUGGACGAGGAUGUGCUCGACAAGCUCGUCGACGCCGUCACGCGCGGCACGGGCGAGGCUGGCUCGCACGGGGGUGAGGGCAUCGAUGAGCUUACGGCGGGCACAUCCAAGGUGAACACGAGCACCGGCCUCGGCCGGAGGGUGACCGACCUUUUCGAGGGCACGAUCCUGCCGCGCGUGUCCUCGCCCAGGAUUUUCCGGGCGCGGGCACGGCUGCUCACCGCGGAAGGGCGGUACGAGGACGCGCUGAACGCCUACCUGGACGGGUACCGCGCGGGACCGGCAGGGACGAUGGAGAGGGGCGAGACAGAUGUGGAGAAGUGGCGGGAAGCCGUGGGCGAGGUCGAGGAGAUUGUGGACGUGCUGCGCAACUUCGGGCCGCGGGUGGACGGCUUCAAGUGGAAGCUACAGGCCCGCAGCAUCGUGCGGACCUUUAUGGGGCGCACGAAGGACUUCGGGGAUGAGCCGGAGUGGGCGCGGCUGACGACGCUGCAGGAGGAGAUUAGGAAGGAAGAUUAGGACCGGCACGGAAGCUUUGCGGUCUUCGAGGACACCGUGGUGGUAGAGUUUGUGAUGGUGGGGGAGAGGUCCCGAGGCUCAUGUCCAAAAAUCAUCACUCGCGGACGAGACUUGCCAAUUUCGUCGGCUGAAUUGAGUAAUAGUGCAGGGGUAGCAAGUCGUGUCGGAAACGGUCCGUCAUCUCCCAGAAAUGAAUACGGACCAAUCAUGUACGUUAUAAGCGUGGACAUAGUGUGGCUCCCAGACGAAACUACCGGUUACUGCCAAUUCGAUACGUGCGCAAUACGGUUGAGUGUCAGCGUCGUUACGAUUUCCGUGAUGAUUGGUAGCGCAGCAUGCUUGAUGGUUAGCUUGGCGGCGAAUGGGUCCGCUAGCUGGCUCGUCUCCCACAGGGCAAUUACGUUACCCUUCCCGUCCACGCACUCGAGCCGCUGGGGUGCGAUCCGCCACUUGUACUCUCUGCCGUUCUGGGCCCAGAAAUAUCGCGAUGUGCUCGUCUCCUUCUUUCGGUUGCGUGCCUGGGCCAUUGUGUGGUAGGUGCUGUUGCCGUAGAUGAGGUGGCCGGGUGUGCGACCGGGUCCGAAGUAGAGAAAGGCAUUGCUGGGACCCAUAAUGUCUGGGUGCUGCUGCGCCCACGGUGCUUCACGCGCGACCUUCAUGAUGAGGUUUGGGUUCUCGUCGACCAUCGUUACGGUGAAGGCCGACCGCUUGUCGGCGUCCUCGAAGCGGGCAUUCCAGGGGUCAGCGCUGAACUGGAGGAGGAUGUAGGUAGCGGCCAUGGGAUGCGGGGGAGGAGGGCGAUAAGCGGGCGAUGGCUGGGUGUCCGUUGGCCAUGGACGAUCUGGAGGCCGCCCACAGGGAACGGCCCGCCCACGUGCUGCCCACGAGGUCCGCCACGCGGCAGAAGCUGCAUCGAUCGGAACCCGCGCCGUCCAUCGAACCCUUCUUGAAACACCCAACAACAAGCCCUCCCUAUUUCCCGGCUGACCAUCACAGCGCCCUGCCCGGCCUCCCACCGCACGCGCAUACACCCACCCUUGCGUCCAGCGCAGCCUCGCUGGGACCAUCAGACACCCGCGAACCAUCCGCCGCACGAACCUCGCACAACGAUCACGAACUUGCUCGCGCACCUCGAUUUCGUGUUCCCGCAUCCAUGGCGACUAUCCCCAACUAGCCCGUCGGCCUCCCUCGUGUCGAUCGGCGCGAGCCAUGCGCUGCGGCCACCACGGAAGCUUCCUGUGUGCCGCUCAGCACUCCGUCGGCGCACAUGGGCGGGCAGAAAGCGCGUGCUCACAGUGUAAAUACCCCGCGUCGCGAGGCAGGACAGACUCCGGUCGAAGAAGGGCCUCCGCGCCCAUCCAGCGAUGCUGCAUCACAUGCUGCUGCGAACAUACCGUGCACGAUACCUGUGUUUCACCGCCUCCAACAGAUCGGUCGCCGUGAGGGAAAGAAGGGGACGUACCAUAGAACAGGGUCCACACCAGCACGAACGAGGAUAUGUUUUCCGUCCCCGGGUUGACGAGCUCCCACCAUCCUCCAGGUAAAGAGCGUGGAGAGUAUGAAGAGCGCGAAGCCGAGGGUGUUCUCUAGACCCAGCACGCCUGCAACAGCACCAGCGAAGCAGGAGGACAGGAACUUGAUCGUGUAGAGCCGAGAGGCGUUGUACUGCACGUUGGGCGGGAAGAGAAGCUGAGCCGCGGCCUCUGCGCUGGGUGCCGCUGCGGCCAUGGUGGUCGUCGAGAGUAGAGAGGCAGUUGUUGACGUCCAACGAGCAGUCGCGACGCGCGCGUGGGGGCACUCGCGCGUUACGCUCUCUAGAUUAGAUUGUCACGGUCACCCGAUGGACUGCAGAUCGCGUGCCGGGUGCGAUCCUCUGCGCUCCGGCCUUGCUUAGACUCUCGAGUCCUCCAGAGUCAUCUCGUCUCCCCUCUGGUCUCUUACAUGUCGACCUCACUGGACAACCUGGGCUCCCUCUCAACCUCAACAUCCACCAUGACAUCCGGGAAACAGUACAAGGUUGGCGUCCUCGGCGCGACCGGUACUGUCGGCCAACGCUUCAUCGCUCUCCUCGCUGAGCACCCGUUCUUCGUAAUCCAUGCUCUCGGAGCAUCACAACGAUCCGCGGGCAAGCCAUACAGGGAAGCAACCAACUGGAAGCAGACGCAGUACAUUCCCAGCACGGUCCGCGAAAUGAUCGUCCAGGAGUGCAAACCGGAACAUUUCCUGGAGUGCGCGGUGGUUUUCUCCGGCCUUGACGCCGAUGUGGCGGGCGAUAUUGAACAAAGCUUCAGGCUCGCAGAGCUUGCCGUCUUCUCCAACGCGAAGAACUACAGGCGAGAUCCCUACGUGCCCCUCGUCGUACCCCUCGUGAACACGUCCCAUUACUCCAUCAUCCCUCAACAACGUGCCUUGCACAACCCCCCGCUGAAGAAGGGCUUCAUUGUCACGAACGCCAACUGCUCCACCACGGCCGUCGUCGUGCCGCUCGCCGCGCUCGAGCGCGCCUUCGGUCCGAUCGAGUCCUGCAUGAUCACCACCAUGCAGGCCAUUUCCGGCGCGGGCUACCCCGGCGUCCCCUCGCUCGACAUCAUGGACAACGUCGUCCCGUACAUCUCCGGCGAGGAAGAGAAGAUUGAAUGGGAGACGCUCAAGAUCCUCGGCGGAGUCAGCCAGGGCGACGACGGCCUCAAGGCGUUCGACAUGCACUCGAAGCAGCCCCUCCGCGUCUCCGCCUCGUGCAACCGCGUCCCGGUCAUCGAGGGUCACACGGAAUGCGUGUCCAUCCGCUUCGCCCGGCGGCCUCCGCCGAGCCCCCAGCAGGUGCGCGAGGCGCUACAGGGGUACACUUCCGAGGCGUACGCCAUCGGAUGCCCGUCCGCCCCGCGCCAUACUGUCUUCGUGCACGAGGAGCCGGACAGGCCGCAGCCACGGCUGGACAGGGACUACCAGGCAGGCGCGGGUGUGUCCGUCGGGCGGGUGCGCCAGUGCCGGGUGCUGGACAUCAAAUUCGUCGUCCUCGCGAACAACGUCGCCAUCGGCGCGGCGACGAGCAGCAUCAUCAACGCGGAGUACGCCGUACUAAAAGGAAUCGUCGGCGGACAGGCAUAGCUCAGCAGCGAGCCACCGCAGGAAGGCGCGCACGCUCGGGGGCGCGGGUGGCGAAAAUGGCUUACAUGUACAAGUUAAUGGGCAUGGGCGGCAGAGAAGAAACAACAUGACUAUAAGUAGCUGUAGAUCACACAUAUCAUACACACGCGCCCGCGGAAAGGGGCGCACUCUCUUUUUCUGCGUGUUUCCUUUUCCG